Molecule: messenger RNA, 637 nt
Organism: Saprolegnia parasitica CBS 223.65
Lineage: Eukaryota; Oomycota; Saprolegniomycetes; Saprolegniales; Saprolegniaceae
Exons: 1
Coding region: 14-580 (188 amino acids)
Source: RefSeq, a predicted model, not a curated record
CCAGGAUACCAAUAUGGUCUACGACGGCUACCUCAUCCGCCACGCGGGCAAGAAGGCGCACGUGUGCUUCUUCCGCCUCGAAGAGGGCUACCUCAAGUACUACGCCAACGACAAGCUCAUCGGCGACCUGCGCCUCUCCGGUUGCCGCGUCAGCGUCAAAGCGCACCGCCGCGACGACCACGUGCCCAACACGUUUCGCGUUGAGACGCAGCGCGUGCUCGUCAACGACCGUACGUACACGCUGGCGCCGCCCGAGAUGCUCGAGCUCACGGCCGCGACGCCGGAAGCGCGGUCGCUUUGGGGCCGCGCGAUCCUCACGUGGCAGCGCCGGUACUUUGCCGACCCGGCCUCGCUCUCGCCAUCCGAGCACGAAGCGACGCGGUUGACGCUCGAAGCCAUCGUCAAGACGAGUUUGAAACCGCUCGGAUCGCCGUCGCGGUACUACAUCACGCUGCCGUCACGAAGCCUGCGCAAGUCGCUCACGUCGACGAUCUUUCACCUCCCGCUCUCGACGCGGUCGCCCACCCCCGUGCUCUCGUUCACGCUGCCGACCCACGCGCCCGUGACAAUUGCAUCCUAAACCGCGCCGAGCUUGUAUUUAUAUCAGUUGUACGAAUAUUUCACGUGUCGAAAUGCU